Aphanomyces invadans is the source of this 1160-nucleotide messenger RNA. RefSeq lists its product as hypothetical. The transcript is spliced from 4 exons. The coding region runs from base 13 to 747 and encodes 244 amino acids. The record is from RefSeq and is a predicted model, not a curated record. NCBI's taxonomy places the organism in Eukaryota, Oomycota, Saprolegniomycetes, Saprolegniales, Verrucalvaceae.
CGAACAACGGCCAUGGCGAACGCUAAGAAACGCGCCGCGGACCCCGCCGCCGAUGCUUCGUCCAAGAAAACCAAGGCAGACCUACUCCAAGGCGUGAACAUCCAGGCCAUCAUGAAUGCCGAAGGCCCGGUCGUCCAGUGUGUGUUGCUCAAGGCCGACGGAACCAUGGAACAAGUCACAGUCGACAUGACACCCCAAAAGCAAGAGGUCAAGGCUCUUCUUGGCGGCGCAUGCCAUUUCUUGGGCCAGUACGAAGACAUUGAAGUGUUCCUCAUGUGCAACCCGGACGCCCAAGACGACGACAGCGUUCCAGUGACCAAACAGAAAAUGCAGCCACCGUUCCAUGGCCGUCUUGGCGAAAUUCGCGGAGACAUCUUGAUCUUCCGCACGGACGCUAGUGGCGAGCAGCAGGACUUCACCGUCGACGAGUACAAGUCGUUUUUGGCGCUGGACCUGCCGGAAUGGGAGCCCGAAGAGGACGACGACGACGACACCGAAGCUGACGACGACGAUGAGGCGUAUAAGAAGGCGGCGCUGGCUUAUCUCGUUGAAGAAUUCACGGAGGAGAACGGCCGCGAACCCACGGAAGCCGAGCGCCACGACAUCGAAGCCAAGGUAGAGGCGGAAAUGGCCGACUCAUCCGACCACCCCGAUGCAAGCGAAGCAGCCCUGCAGUUCUUUGUAGCGCAGUUCGUGGAGGAGCACGGUACUGGCAUCGUUGACACCGCGAGGCGACUCGCUUCAUGACACGGCGUAGACAGGGAGCCGAACGAGGACGAGCUGAACGAGCUUAAGCAGCGCGUCGCGGAAGAGAUGGAGAAGCUCGUCGUGUCGGAGGACGACGACGGCGGAGACUUGGAAGAUGUAGAAGACAUCCACGAGCUCAUUCAGGCGCUGAUGGACGAAGCGAUUGUGCGGUUCACAAAGGAGCAUGGCAACGAGCCAGACGACCUGACCAAGCAAGCCAUUCUGAAAAAUGUCACGCGCAUUGCGUACACGCUGCAAGGCGACGACCAGGAUGUCCAGGACGACGACGACGAAGAAGAAGAAGGUGGCGAGAAUGACGUCGAAGGCACAGCGUAGGCAUCGCCCUGUGAGCCACCCAUCGUUUGAAUAGACUGUUUGGUGUUACGCCGUGAUCGAGCGCGUCGUUACGGCUU